Molecule: messenger RNA, 537 nt
Organism: Tinamus guttatus (white-throated tinamou)
Lineage: Eukaryota; Metazoa; Chordata; Aves; Tinamiformes; Tinamidae
Source: RefSeq, a predicted model, not a curated record
AGCGUCUCGGCAGCCCAGCGGGAAGGUGGAUUAUCUGAAGGACGAUGAGCGUGUGGCUCUAGACAUGGUUUGCGGUUGGGUCCGGCUGGCGCUGUCUGAAUGAAGCGAUGGGCUGCGCGUCAGCCAAGCAUGUUUCUACUGUUCAAAACGAAGAGGAAACUCAGAAAGGCAAAAACUACCAGAACGGAGAUGUGUUUGGGGAUGAGUAUAGGAUCAAACCAGUGGAAGAGGUCAAAUACAUGAAAAAUGGGGGCGAAGAUGAUCAGAAAAUAGCAGCCAGGAACCAAGAAAACUUGGAAAAAAGUGCCAGUUCAAAUGUAAGACUUAAGUCUAACAAAGAGAUCCCAGGAUUAGUACAUCAACCCCGAGCAAACAUGCACAUUUCAGAAAGCCGUGAUUCAUUCACAAACAUGUCUCUCCUCUCCCUCCCUCAGGGUCGUGACUAUUGUUCAGAAGAGGAAGAUGUCACAUAGUGCCAGCGCUGCGGGCGAAGCAGGACUACUACUGUGUAAAUAGAGUACAGCCCCGCCGAGCCCC